Molecule: messenger RNA, 1405 nt
Organism: Chilo suppressalis (striped riceborer)
Lineage: Eukaryota; Metazoa; Arthropoda; Insecta; Lepidoptera; Crambidae
Source: the annotation of a GenBank genome assembly
GUCGACAUUACCAGAUUUUACCCUAUGUGCUCAAAUCAGUUCCAAUGACGAAGCAAUCGACAGUCGAGCUGAGCUGAGCCUGUGUCGAACAUCACAUCACCGAAUAAUUGAAAUUGUGAUUAAUCGUCAUCGCCUAUAUCCAAUUAUUCGUAACCGGAUUAGGUUGCGUUGCAGAUUAAUCAUGUUUCGGAUGCCACACGUCCGCAUCGCACACGCGCGCUCGCUGCGUGGUUUUGACAAUAAGUAGUUAUCAAUUGUGCUGUGGUGUGGCAGAUAUUCCAAUGGGUAUCUGUGUGACGCUGUGCAGUAGUCGUGAGCCAUUCAAACCCAAGCAUGGUAGCUUACCCUUCAUCGUGUAUUUCACAUCGAGGUACCGCGGUAUAUGCGUGGGCACACUAGUGUCCCGGACCGCGGUCCUCACCGCUGCGGUUUGCAUUACUGACCCUCGUUCAGAGGAGCACGACCGCCGCCCCAUCACCAUCAUCGCCGGCACCAGUUACCGACACCCCCGCCGCGGCAUCAGAGUGCAGGUCACCAAAAUACUCAUACCUCACCUCAACUUGUUCAAUUUGACUGGUAAUCGAGGAUAUCUUAUGGAGAAAUCGCCGGCGCUGCUGUUGUUGAAAAGGAAAGUGCCGGACUUAAUCGCUGAGAUCCCGCUGAGAGCGAUGGACUUAGAUUGGAAAGGGGAGGAAAUUCUGACCCUUCACGAAGAAUGCUUUAUGCCGGGAUGGCACUUUUUCUACAAAGGCGACAAGAUAUACCCAGUACACCGGUUCCUCCUACAGCGGAACUUGCGGGUGCAGUUCCUGAACAUAGUGAAGACGAGCGAGUGGUGCGAGGCGCUCAUCAUCAAGUUUCAGAAGGCGCUGGCAGCACUCGGAUUCAUGGGCAUGUUUGAGAAGUCUUCCACCAUCUGUGUCAAAGACCCUGGUAGAGCCGCACAACCUUGUCACGGGAUGUACGGCGCGCCGCUCAUCUGCAAAGCGCGCGUGGUGGGCAUGUUGAUGGCACCAGACGCCCAGUGGACAAACUGUACCGGAACAUCCAACAUUAUUCAUCUGUUACACUCAGAAUACCUGUACCCGUUUAUGUCCUGCAUAUCUCGUCUGUUCGAACCCGAGAUCAAAAUGGACUGGCUGACGAUGAAGAAGACCAUCCACGACGAAAAGCUGGAUUACGAUUACCUACCUAACAUGUAUGACCAACUUCGCUGGUCCUCUGGUAGCACAUCCACGGAGGAGAACUAAGCGACAUCGUAGGAAAAACUUCUUGUUAUAUCUACACUGUUGAACUUGUUUGUUGGACUCCACUUAUAUCUGCACUGAUAAGUGCCAGCUAGUUAAACUUUUCAGUGCAGAUAUUGGUAACCCCUCAAUGAACAGGACAAAAGUCGAAAUAAAUU